UCUCAAUGGCUUUGGUUCAGACAAAAGUAAUCGAGCACCGUUGAACCAUUAGCAUCGUUAGCUAGCAGCUCUGAGAAGAUGGCAUCCCCAGACCAACCUGACCAGCAAAAUCAGAACGCUGCUCCAGCCAGAGAGGAUGCGGGUCCAAGAGAAGCGCUGAUUGCCACGGCAGUGAGGUUUCUACAAAACCAGCAAGUUCGUCAGAGCCCCCUGGCAACCAGAAAAGCUUUUUUAAAGAAAAAAGGUCUGACCGAUGAGGAGGUUGAUCUAGCCAUCCAGCGGUCCGGUAGUACGGAGGAGCUGCUGACUGUCGCUGUUCCUGGGCCCGCGCACAUCGCUCACCCUGCUCAACUGGCCCCGUACAGUCCCUCAGGUUACAGAUGGAGAGACUACAGUGCCCUGGCUGUCAUCCUGGCAGGAAUGGCCUUUGGCUUCUAUCAUCUCUACCGGAAAUACAUCCUUCCCCUCAUUAUGGGCAGCAAAGAGGACAAGAAGCAUCUGCAGCGGAUCGAGAGCAACAUCGCGGAUAUGAGUGGCACGCUGACACAGACAGUCACCCAGUUGCAGACGACCCUUGCUUCAGUGCAGGAGCUGCUGGUCCAGCAACAGAAGAAAAUACAGGAGCUGACCCAAGAGCUGGCUAACUCACAGGCCUCAUCUGCCACCAACCGCAUGCUGGAGUCUCAGAGCAUCAGUGAACUCAAGGCUGAGAUUGUCUCUCUUAAGGGGCUUCUUCUCAGCAGGAGACAGUUCCCUGCUUCACCUUCCGUUCCCAAAAUCCCUUCCUGGCAAAUUCCUCUCAAACCUGGGUCACUGUCCAACCCGUCCUCGGUCAACCACACCAACAGCAGCAGCGAUAUCUCGCCUGUUAGCAACGAAUCGGCCAACUCCUCCCCCAUCAAAGAGGGCAACAGCUCCCAGGCCACUCCGCCCGGUUCACACUGCCUGAACGGAGAUGUCGGCCUGGGCACGAUUCUCCCUCUGGACCUGAAAGACCAGGUCCGUAUGGAAGUUCAGGGGGAGGAGGAAAAGAAAGAGGACGACGAGGAAGAAGACGAGGAUGAUGACGUGACCCAUGCGGAUGAGGAAGACCACUUGAGCGUUCAGACAGAGGACCGGAGAGGAGGUGACGGACAGAUAAACGAGCAGGUGGAGAAACUGCGGCGUCCAGAGGGGGCGAGUAACGAGAGCGAGGUUGAUUAGAGAGUAACCCCCAACCAGACUUCAUCCGUCCAAUCGCCUUUUCCCAGGUUUCCUGAGAGUUAAUUUAAGUUCUGAUAUCACACCCUGGUUGCAGUAAAAUGGCUACCGUGAGCAUCAUUUAACACUGUAUGAGAGCGGCAGCUGAGGUGGAUUAUGCUCCUUUCACUGCAGCUCUUUUACCCCUUUUGACUUUUCAACAUGCAAACUUUCAACGUGCAAACCAGACUGUCGGCACAAACCUUCUGCAUGCCUGAACAAGCACAGCAACAGACCGAGAGAAUUAUGACUUUUCUUUUGCAAUCAGUCAGUUCAUACAUUUCCCCUAAAUGCUAGCUAGCUUUUUUUUAAUAGAGGCAGUCGUGCUCCAAAAAAAACCCAUUUAAGUGUACCAUAGCACUUCAAGUCAAUACAAACGUGAGCAAUUGCACUGUAGGGACUAUAGCAACAAAUUAGAGGCACCAAAGAAUCAGUAAGUUUUGAUCUGAUGCCGUUGGAUUUGUUUCUGUCGUUGCUUUGUGUUCAGUUCAGCAGUAAAGACUAGUUCACACAGUCCCAACACUGUCGGAUCAGCUUAUUCUUCGUGGACAUUGCUAUAGACCUCGUAGUGAAGAAACUCUCCUUCAAACGUUUGAGAUUGUGUAGUACACCGUGUUACAGCAGUCUGUGUAACAAAGCAGCCUUGUAUUUUGUGAUCAGAGGAUUUGAGACUUGUGUGGAAGAAAGAAAGAGAGGGAGGGAAACAUGUAUGAGAACAUAGACAAUGAGGCGAAAGAGAAAUGUGUUUGUCUCGGUCGUAUCUCUCCAGUCUCCAGCAGGGUAGCUGAUUUGGUUUAUGAAGUAUGUUAAUAAUCAAAUGAUCGACAAAUAACAGAUGUAUUAGUUCAUGCGGCUUGAAAUGUCAAGGAGGCUAAAAUCGGAAAUCUAAUACUGAAAGCCUGUUAUAUUGUAUUAUAUUACAUGACAAACCCUCCAGUCCAAAUUAUAUAGGCCUCCUGCAGUGAAUAAUCUUAACAUGAAACGGUGCUGGGGUUUUGUAAUUAAACUGUGUAAAACAAUGGAUGCUUCAGCGGAGGUGCUGACAGUUGUGCUUUUCUCUUUGGGGGCUUUUCUCUCAGAAAGUCCUGAGAGGAUUAAAAAAGAAGACGAAAAAAAAAAAUUCCCCUGUGAUGCAAAUGGAGAGUAACGUAUGAAUAUUUAACUAAUGAAAUUACUCACUCACCAGCUGAUGAGAAACAAAGCCAGAGAGAUCCUGGAGUGAGAACUAGAGCCUCAGAUCCAUCGUGACAUUUUCACUUUUAACAAAUGACCUUCAGAGUAACCGGAUUACAGCGCAGCCAGGUGAAUUGUGGGUCUGUGGCGGCACAAUGCGAAGGCACAAUGAAAGAGCUCAACCUGUCUGGCCAUGUGCGUAUGUUUUCUUACUUCCUAGAUUAGGUCUGACUUAACACUAACCCACACAAGAAUAGUAUAUAUUCAUAUGAUACAGUGGCAAGGGAAACCCACGUGUGUUCAUUUGAUCUGCAGUGACUUUUUUUCCUGAAAUUUGGGUGUUGCUAAAAAUCCAAACGUGAAGUAAAUGUUAGAGGAAUUGUUCAGCCAAAAAAUAAAAAUACAAAAAUCUGUCAUUUACUCACUCUCACGUCAUUUCAAACCUUUGCUGCUGUUGUCUGGAGUUAACAGCUCAAGAAGUGUAUCAGUCAGAAUCGUGAAUGAAUCAUUCAGAUCUGCGUCUUAUAUUGGAGCUUAACAGCUGUGGUGACUGAACACUGGAAAAACUCACAUGAAGUCUCUACCAGAUAUAACAUUUUCAUUCCUCAGAAGAAAGGCUGUUUGGAAUGACAUGAGAGUGAUAAAAAUAAAUGUUAUUUUUUGGCAAUCAGUGAAGUCCAUUUGAUCUUGAAGGUAAAUUGCAUUGUGUUGGUGUCAGAAGUGGCAUUGCAGAAUUCCAGAUAGUUAGCUGUUUAAGUGAAAGGAAGGAAGACCGUCGGCUUCAGAAUGAGACAGAGCUUUAGUGUGAGUGUGUGUGCAUGUACCAAUUCUGCUUAAAACCACAUUCAGGAGUUCCUGCUACUGGCAGGUUGUUUCUGGUAGCGUGGCGGCAGAGGCCUUCAAACAACAUAGUUUGCUCAUUUUAGCUAAUCAUUGUAAAGCCGCUGUGAGUGCUACUGAAUUAAUCAUCAUAUAAGCCACAGAUUCAGUGCCUAUUUUAAGAUGACGUUCUCAUCUCCAACUGUUUUUACGACCGUUUUGUUAGGAAUCUACAUCCUGCUGCUCAGUUUCAGCAAUUCAGAUUAGGGAUUUAAGCAUUUGUGUGUGUGUGUGUGUGUGUGUGUGUGUGAUGGAUCGGUUUUAUAAGUAAGCUUAAGUCAAAGGUCUGUAACGGUUUGUCUGAACUGCACAGUGUUGCUGUAUGUUGAUGUUGUUGACACCCUGCUGGUAUUUGUCACAGAGAAAUUAUUCUGGUAUGAAAAGAUGAAUGUACAUAAUUGUAAUAAAUUUGAUUUAACACAAA
Molecule: messenger RNA, 3715 nt
Organism: Ctenopharyngodon idella (grass carp)
Lineage: Eukaryota; Metazoa; Chordata; Actinopteri; Cypriniformes; Xenocyprididae
Gene: pex14
Product: peroxisomal biogenesis factor 14
Exons: 9
Coding region: 79-1203 (374 amino acids)
Biological process (GO): protein import into peroxisome matrix, docking
Cellular component (GO): peroxisomal importomer complex; peroxisomal membrane
Molecular function (GO): signaling receptor binding
Source: RefSeq, a predicted model, not a curated record